CUGCGGCGGCCGCGGCGGCCCGGGCUGUCGCGGGCCGGGGCGGUUGGGGCUGGUGGCUGCCGCUGUCGCGGCCAUGGAAUGGAGUUCCGAGUCGGCGGCCGUGAGGCGGCACCGCGGCGCCGCGGAGCGUCGGGAGGGACCGGCGGCCGCGCCGCAGCGGGAGAGAGAGGCCUCAGCGCGGGAGGAUGCGAGCGGCGGCGGGCGGACGCGGAGGAGGAGCUCGGAGAGCGGAGGCGCAAGCCGGGGCGCGGGGACCGCGCUGUCCGAGGCGCGCACGGUGCUGGCGCUCGCACUCUACCUGCUCGCCCUGCGGGCGCUCGUGCAGCUCUCGCUGCAGCGGCUGGUGCUGAGCCGGACCGCAGGGCUCCAGGGCGAGUUCGACGCGCACCAAGCCAGGGAUUAUCUGGAACACAUAACAGCCAUUGGUCCCAGGACUACAGGAAGUGCCGAAAAUGAAAUUCUGACAGUGCAGUACCUUUUGGAGCAGAUCAAACUGAUUGAAGUACAAAGCAACAGCCUCCACAGAAUUUCAGUAGAUAUACAAAGGCCCACAGGUUCCUUUAGCAUUGACUUCUUGGGAGGUUUUACAAGCUACUAUGACAACAUUACUAAUGUUGUGGUAAAGCUGGAACCCCGAGGUGGAGCCCAGCAUGCUGUACUGGCUAACUGUCACUUUGACUCAGUGGCAAACUCACCAGGUGCCAGUGAUGAUGCAGUCAGCUGUGCAGUGAUGCUCGAGGUUCUCCGAAGCAUGUCAGUGUCGUCAGAACCCUUGCAACAUGCUGUGGUGUUUCUCUUCAAUGGUGCUGAGGAAAAUGUCUUGCAAGCCAGUCAUGGUUUUAUUACUCAGCAUCCCUGGGCCAGUUUGAUUCGUGCAUUUCUUAACCUGGAGGCAGCAGGUGUCGGAGGGAAGGAACUUGUAUUCCAAACAGGCCCUGAAAACCCUUGGUUGGUCCAGGCUUAUGUUUCAGCAGCCAAACACCCUUUUGCUUCUGUGGUGGCUCAGGAGGUUUUUCAGAGUGGAAUCAUUCCUUCCGAUACUGACUUCCGAAUCUACAGGGAUUUUGGAAACAUUCCAGGAAUAGACUUAGCUUUUAUUGAAAACGGAUACAUAUAUCACACCAAGUACGACACAGCGGACAGAAUUCUCAUAGAUUCCAUUCAGAGAGCAGGUGACAACAUUUUAGCAGUUCUUAAACACCUAGCUACAUCCGACAUGCUGGCAUCUUCGUCUGAGUAUCGGCAUGGAAACAUGGUCUUCUUUGAUGUGUUUGGCCUGCUUGUCAUCGCGUACCCUUCUCGUGUUGGCGCAAUAAUAAACUACAUGGUAGUCAUGGCUGUUGUUCUGUACCUGGGGACAAAACUGCUGCAGCCCAGACACAGGAAUGCUGACUACACGCGAGACUUCCUGUGCGGACUUGCCAUCACCUUCGUUAGCUGGUUCACCAGCCUUGUCACCGUUCUCAUCAUAGCAGUGUUCGUCUCCCUCAUCGGACAGUCUCUCUCGUGGUACAACCACUUUUAUGUGGCUGUUUGCCUGUAUGGAACUGCAACCGUGGCCAAAAUCAUACUCAUACACACCCUUGCAAAACGAUUUUAUUAUGUGAAUGUCAGCAACCAGUAUCUGGGAGAAGUGUUCUUUGACACCGCAUUGUCUGUGCACUGUGCCUUUCUUGUUGCUCUCACUUACCAAGGAUUUUGCUCUGCAUUCAUGAGUGCUGUCUGGGUAGCAUUUCCGUUGCUCACAAAGCUUUGUGUGUACAAGGACUUCAACAAGCACGGUGCCCAAGGAAGAUUUGUUGCUCUUUACCUUUUGGGGAUGUUUAUCCCAUAUCUUUAUGGACUGUAUCUCAUCUGGGCUGUAUUUGAGAUGUUUACUCCUAUCCUUGGAAGAAGUGGUUCAGAAAUACCCCCGGAUGUUGUACUAGCCUCCAUUUUGGCUGUCUGUGUGAUGAUUCUUUCCUCCUAUUUUAUUAAAUUCAUCUACCUUGUGAAAAGCACAAAGAAAACCAUGCUGACUCUGACACUGGUGUGUGCAGUCACGUUCCUCCUUGUCUGCAGUGGAACCUUUUUCCCAUACAGCUCCAAUCCUGCGAGUCCAAAGCCAAAGAGAGUGUUCCUUCAGCACAUGAGUAGAACUUUUCAUAACUUGGAAGGAAAUGUAGUAAAAAGAGACUCUGGAAUAUGGAUCAAUGGGUUUGAUUACACUGGAAUGUCUCACAUAACACCUCACAUUCCUGAGAUCAACGAUACAAUCCGAGCUCACUGUGAGGAGAAUGCCCCACUCUGUGGCUUCCCUUGGUAUCUGCCAGUGCACUUUCUGAUCAGGAAAAAUUGGUAUCUUCCGGCUCCAGAAAUUUCUCCAAGAAAUCCUGCUCAUUUCAGACUUAUAUCCAAAGAGAAGACACCAUGGGAUUCUAUAAAGUUGACCUUUGAAGCAACAGGACCAAGCCAUAUGUCUUUCUAUGUUCGGACCCACAAAGGAUCAACACUUUCUCAGUGGUCUCUUGGCAAUGGCACUCCAGUCACAAGCAGAGGAGGGGACUACUUUGUCUUUUAUUCCCAUGGACUCCAGGCCUCUGCAUGGCAGUUCUGGAUAGAAGUACAGGUAUCAGAAGAACAGCCAGAAGGAAUGGUCACGGUGGCCAUUGCUGCCCACUACCUAUCAGGGGAAGACAAGAGAUCUUCUCAGCUUGAUGCUCUGAAGGAGAAGUUCCCGGACUGGACAUUCCCCUCUGCACAUAGGGCUGCAGCUGGUAAUGUGCUGACUGCCACAUGUAUUGACACUCUACAGUGGAGCCACUGUUUCUGCUGGACUUAUCAGAAAUCCUAUCAGCGCUUCAAGUGGCUGGCUCCUGCUGUGGGCAAUAAAGACACAAUGCAUGUAUGUAUGCCUCAUUAUGCUGAACUUUUAAAAACAUACUUGACUGCAAAAAUUAUUGAGAAUUUAUUUAAUCCAAUUAUCCUGACCAAGUAGGACUAGUGAAAUGUACCAUACUAACAGAAUAAAUGAUGCUCUGCUUUGAGCAUCCCAGAAGAGGCUUUCCUCUAGCUGGUAAAGGUCAUCAGUGAGAACCCAGAGCAUCACCCUUAAUGAUAAAAGACUGGAAGAAAACAAGAUGUCCGUCAUUGCCACUCCUUUUUGAACAUCAUUCUGGUGGUUCCAGCCAGGGCAAUCUGGCAAGGAAAGACAAAACACUCAGAUCCUAAAUGCAGAGUCAAAAUUAUAUCUGGUUGCAAAUGACAUGACUGUCUAUAUAAAAAAAAGAUGAAAUUAAGCAUUCCAUUUAUAAGAAUACCAUGAAGAAUGAAACAGAACAAGAAGCAAAACCUACAAGAUACCGCUGAAAGAAAUCAAAGGCCUAAAUUGAAAGAUACGUUCCUGGAUUGGGAAGCAUGAUACUAAAAAGGACUGCAUUCUUCAGAUUUGUUUACACAUUCCAUACAGUUCCUAUGCAAGUCCCACUUUGGAUGUAUGUACACUGAAAAGAUGGUCCUAAAUUCACAUGGAACCACCGCAAGAGUCCUGAAAUAGCCAAAAUAGCCUUGAAUGUAUAAAUAAAUGUAGUGCUUGUACUUCCAAAACUUCCUAUAGAAAGCAAGAAUCGUCUAGUGUGCUGCUGUGGUAAACAGAUCAUCGUAACAGAUGCCAAUUAUUAUAAUUGCGUCCAGAAAGAAGCUCACACAUUUAUUGUCUGUUUUUGACAGUUCACAGGGGGGAAAGUCUUUUCCAUAUAUUGUACUCAGACAACUGAGUAUCCAUAUGCAAAAGAUUAAAGUUAGAGUUCUUCAUAUAUACAAAAAUUAAUUUAAAAUUAACUCAAAGUGUUUGAGCUACAACUAUAAAGCACAGAUAUAAAUAUUUCUAACUUUGGGCUAAAUUGUAGUUUCCCAGCUUUGAAACAAAAGCACAGCAACAAGGAAAGAAUAAACUGUGGACUCCUAUCAACAAGAAAAGCUGUUUCAAAAGACAGUAUCAAGGAAGGGAAAUCAUAAAGAAUGAGAAAAUACUAAUCAUAAGCUUGGGUAAGGCCUUGUAUCCAAAAAUAUAUAAAAUCACUGGCAAGCCUAAGAUAAAAACGACUUUGAGUUUGGUUUCAAAGGUAUCCAAGUGUCUACUAACCAUAUAAAAAGAUACACAUAAGCCAUUUUCAUGCAGCUCUUGAAAGACUUUGACUAAGAUGAUAAGUUUAGGUAGCAGAAGCUGGAGCCUUCAUUCACAGCUAAUGGGAACUUUAGUGUAGGUACCCUGGCAUAUAGAACUUGGUAUUUGCCCAAGGACAUAGUCACUUUAUCAUCCAGCAACUCCACUUCUACAGAGAACUGAAAACACAUCCAUACAGAAAAGUCUGGUUCCCCAAAUCCUCUUCCUUAUCUAUGGGGAUAUGAUCCAAGAUCCUCAGUGGGUUCCUGAAGCCUUAGAUACGUGAUACAUCAUACUUUUUCCCUAUAUAUACAUCUAUGAUAAAAGUUACGAGUUAGGUAAAACAAGAAAUAGGUGUAACAGUGUGCUAUAAUAAAAGCUAUUAAAAAUUUAGAAACUGUUUAUGUCUGUAUUUUAGAUUUAGUACUUUUUGGGCCUCAGUUGAAGACAAAACAGGGUAAGGGAGAACUGCUAUGAGAAUGUUUAUAGUGUUACAUUCUAAAAUUGAAAACUCAAACUGUAACCUUUAAAGUGGACAGUAAACAUAUCUACACAACAGCAUUAUUCAGCUUUAAAAAAAGCAAAGUAGAUACUAUACAUAAAGAAUUUUGAAAACAUAAUGCCAAGGUAAUAAACACCCACGUACUAGAUAUUUCUGUUUGGAAAUGUCUGGAAUAAGGAAAUCCACAAAGCAUAUUUAAGGGACAUGAGGAACUGUGCUAAUCAUUUUCUAUUUACCUACUAGGUUAGACACCUAGUUUCCUGUACACUUCUGUUUGGUGAUGACAUGGUGUGCAUCAUUUCUUCACUAUAUUUGAACUUGUACGCCCAUGUUAUGGAUGGUUCAAUAUUCUGUCAUCAGGCACUCAGAUGUUCCCACUUUGUAUCUACAUAUAAAUAUUUUAAAUAUA
Peromyscus californicus insignis is the source of this 5055-nucleotide messenger RNA. RefSeq names its product endoplasmic reticulum metallopeptidase 1 (gene Ermp1). The coding region runs from base 74 to 2977 and encodes 967 amino acids. Gene Ontology annotation, molecular function: metalloexopeptidase activity. The record is from RefSeq and is a predicted model, not a curated record. NCBI's taxonomy places the organism in Eukaryota, Metazoa, Chordata, Mammalia, Rodentia, Cricetidae. The transcript has 17 exons. Gene Ontology annotation, biological process: proteolysis.